AUGUCACGAGCAGCUAAAAGAAAGCACGUCCUUAGAGAGAUAGACGACUACUCCCCACCAACAAAGAACCAACAAAUAGUGAAAGUCGUUGCAAGCAAAGGGAAUAAUCUUCAUGAAGUGGAGACGGCUGAUAAAAGCAGGUUCCUGGUGUCGAUGCCGAUGAAAUUCAGGAAGUUUUUCUGGAUCAAACGAGGAAAUUUCAUAGUAAUAGAACCCAUCCAAGAAGGUGUUAAAGUGAAGGGUGAAAUGACUAGAAUUUUGACGAAUGAACAUAUCAAAUACUACAAGCAGGACAAUAUAUGGCCCGAUUUCGACAAUAAUAAAAAGCAAUCCGAAGGAAUUUUCGAUAAUGAUUUACCUAUGAAAGCCAAUAGUGUGCCGGCUAUGAUUGAAACGUACAGUGACAGUGACGAAUCUGAUAUUGAUUAUUCAAAUGACUCUGAUUGUGAUUAA
Molecule: messenger RNA, 453 nt
Organism: Harmonia axyridis
Lineage: Eukaryota; Metazoa; Arthropoda; Insecta; Coleoptera; Coccinellidae
Product: probable RNA-binding protein EIF1AD
Exons: 1
Coding region: 1-453 (150 amino acids)
Biological process (GO): translational initiation
Cellular component (GO): nucleus
Molecular function (GO): translation initiation factor activity; RNA binding
Source: RefSeq, a predicted model, not a curated record